AUGAUGGAGGCUGGCCUGACAAAACUGACAGUGAAGGCUAAGCUCAUAACGCAAGUCAUGAAAGCUGGGCUGACAACUCAGGUGGUGGAGGCUGUGCUGAGUUCGGCUUCACAUGGCAGCUCCUCUGUUGCUUUGAUCACUGAUGGCACUGUCUCAUCCUCCACUGUCGUCAAGACUGAGAUGAUUCCUGCCUUUAGGGGUUUCUGCUGUGAGAAUGUUCAAGAAUCUACUGGGUACAGUCCUUUUGAGGAAAUAUUUGACAAAAGAACCUUAGCAGGUACUCCAAGAGGUGCCAGUGACACAAAACUAAGUAAUGGCAAGAUAUCUAAACCCUUUUUCUUUAAAACAAGGGAUAAAUUGACUGUCUUGAAAUGGGAGUUUAUGAAGCUCUUCAUCAAGUAUAUAGGGAGGGAUCUUUAUAUCUUGAAGCUACUUCCAGCCAAACCUAAGCCACAUCAAUGGGAAUACUCUACUAUAAAGGAAGAGACCUUAGCUGUGGCUAUGGUGCUGGAACACUUUGACAUCUAUGUAUCAUCAUCUCCGUGUUCAAUAACAAACAGCAUACGGUUUCCAGGAGGAGUCGGGAUUUUUGAAGCAAUAACUAAUUUUUCAGAUUUUGACAAAAAAGACAAUCAUCACUUAUUAACAGUAGAAAAAGUUAAGCAGCUGCAGCAAAUAUCAUUGUACAUGACAGUGGUUGUGAUGAGUGACGACUCAGCCUUCUUAGCUGCCUUCGUUGAAUUGUCCCUCAAGUUCCACAUAUUUGUGUGGUCAACAAGGUUGCUGAUCGUAACUCGUUCUCACAUUAAGGAACUGCAGGAUCACCAAGCAAUUCUCUCCAUGACGAAUUCUGUAUUAGUUGUUAUCAACGACGACACAGCAAAUGCCAGGUGCAGUGUGUACGUGUAUCUUCCAUACAGUCCCCGGGGAGAGAAGCCCCUACAAGUGGCCUCCUGGACCACUCAGCGUGGUCUUGUUUUUACAUCCCAUCUCCCACUCUUCCCAGACAAGUUCUCCAAAUUAUUCCAUGGACCAAAUCUGCUGUUGACGGCAGAAAAAAACACAUUUAAUAAGAUUAAAUCACCUGCCACAAGAACUUCCAGCGGCUGCAAGGUUCACUUCCGAGGUUCUGGGCCACAGCUCAUGGACUACCUCUCUAAAGCACUUAAUUUCACUUACUGCUACGUGCGGUCAUCAGACGGAGAAAGUGGCAUUAAGCUUAAUAACGGAUCAUGGACUGGCAUGGUAGGAAUGGUGAUGAGGCAGGAAGUAGACAUCGGUGCUGGCCCUUACAUGACUGAUAGAUGGAGAGCAGAGGUGGUAGACUUCACAGUGCCAAUACUGAUAGUAAGGAGGAUUCUGGCAGCUCGUGGACGCCCUGAGGUGGAUCCCUGGGGCUUCCUGUUUCCCCUGGCACCGCUGGUGUGGGCGGCCAUCCUGGCGGCGCUGAUGGUGCUUGCUGCAACACUGUUCUUCAUGUCCUUGAGUGCAUGCAACAGGAUUCAUGAGCAGAGGAACUGGUUACAGGUCACCUUCGGCUUUGUUCGCAUUCUACUGCAGCAAGAUGUGGUAGUGCCCAUCUAUUGGAGGGAGCGGGUAAUGUUGUUGGUAUGGAUGAUGGUAACGUUGGUAUUAACAAGGAGUUACGCUGGUAAUCUAAUGGCUCUCCUAGCAGUAAGACACAUCUCUCAGCCCUACCAGACGCUGAGGGACGUUGUUGACGAUCCUUCAGUUACAAUGAUAUGGUCCAAAGGCUCUGCCGUUGGCCCUUAUUUAAAGUCAGCAGAGUCUGGCAUAUACCGCGAUAUUGCUGACGCUGAGAAGGUUGGUCGACUCAUCUGGAGAACACACCCGCAGUUCCCAGAAGCAAUAGACACACUGGUGCGACGGGGUGACCAUGUCCUCAUAGACGUCGAUACUGCCAUCAGAGAUCAUCUUGCUCAAGACUUUACAAAAACAGGUCAGUGUUUUUUUUACGAGUCCAGAGAAGAGUUUCUGAAGAUAAUGUUUGCAAUGAUCGGGCCAAAGGACAGCCCACUCGUGCCAGCUCUAAAUAAGAGAAUAAUGUCGAUGACGGAGGCUGGAUUAUUUUUUCAAUGGCUCAAAACUGAAGAAAGAAACUCCACUAUAUGUUACGGUGCGCCUAACAAGAUCACUGUCAACAAAACUCUCUCCAUCAAUAAUGUUUGGGGAAUGUUUGUAAUUCUUAUCAUGGGAUACUUCCUGAGUGUAUGUGUAUUCUGUCUUGAACUUCUCGUGGGAUACCUUCUGAGUGUCUGA
Messenger RNA from Cherax quadricarinatus, 2280 nucleotides. The record is from RefSeq and is a predicted model, not a curated record. Lineage: Eukaryota; Metazoa; Arthropoda; Malacostraca; Decapoda; Parastacidae.